Molecule: messenger RNA, 502 nt
Organism: Rhodamnia argentea
Lineage: Eukaryota; Viridiplantae; Streptophyta; Magnoliopsida; Myrtales; Myrtaceae
Product: auxin-responsive protein SAUR76
Exons: 2
Coding region: 27-446 (139 amino acids)
Biological process (GO): response to auxin
Source: RefSeq, a predicted model, not a curated record
AGAGAGAGAGAGAGAGAGAGCACAGCAUGAAGAAGAUCAAUCAGCUGAUACUGAGGAAGUGCAAGAGCUUGUCCCGGCAACUGGCGAGAUCGUCGUCCUACAGCAACCUCAGGUCGAAGUCGGCGAGGGACGUCGAGCUGUGGUGCGGCAUGCGAGAUGACCGCGACGAGCCUCGCGAGACCGUACUCGUCGGGAGCUCGAGGAAGCGUUACGUGAUCAGCUCCAAGCACUUGAGCCACCCCUUGUUGAGCGCUCUCAUCCAGAAGUCCUCCUCCUCCUCCUCGCCGCCCUCGUCGACCAAGCAGAAGCCUGGAGACGGGGACGGUGUCAUUCAGGUGAAGUGCGAAGUGGUUCUCUUCGACCACCUCCUGUGGAUGCUCGACAAUGCCGACCCGAGCAUCGGUCCCGAGUCGCUGGAAGAACUGGCCGAGCUUUACGUGUUCUGACGACGAUAAGGGCUCUGUUUCCUCUACACUACAAAUUUCAUCUAGAUCUCCAGAUA